AUUAAAUUGUGUACGAAUUGAAUCGAGAUGAAGAAGAAGACAAAUAAAAAUGGAAGCGGGAAAAUCCUCGAAAAUGUCAAACCAUUGUUCCCUUGUCUUCUGUUCUCUUAUGUCUCGAUGGAAGAAUCUCGUUGGUUUGAAUGUAAAUGUUGGAGCUUUUAUUGGUAAGUAUCCUCAUGCUUUUGAGAUCUUUACACAUCCUUUUAGGAAGAAUUUGUGUUGUAAGAUUACUGAGAAGUUUAAGGUUUUGAUUGAUGAGGAAGAGAGUGUUGUUAGAGAGUGUGAGGUUGAUGCUGUGAUGAGGGUAAAGAAGUUGUUGUUGAUGUCGAAAAACGGUGUUCUUCGUGUUCAUGCUUUGAGGUUGAUUAGAAGGGAAUUGGGUUUGCCUGAGGAUUUUCGAGAUUCGAUUUUGGCUAAGUAUACUAAAGAUUUCAGGUUGGUUGAUUUAGAGACUUUGGAAUUAGUUGAUGGAGGUGGUGAUGAUGAGAGUUUGUGUGUGGCAAAAGUUGAGGAGUGGAGAGGAGUUGAAUAUAGAGAGAAAUGGUUGAGUGAGUUUGAGACGAACUACGCUUUUCCGAUUCAUUUCCCUACAGGAUUCAAGAUUGAGAAAGGAUUCAGAGAAGAGUUAAAGAAUUGGCAAAGGGUUCCUUAUGUGAAGCCUUAUGAUAGAAAGGAGAUUUCUCGAGGGUUAGAGAGAUUCGAGAAGCGAGUGGUUGCAGUUAUCCAUGAGCUUCUGAGCUUAACGGUUGAGAAAAUGGUUGAAGUUGAAAGAUUAGCUCAUUUCCGAAAGGAUCUUGGAAUUGAAGUAAACGUAAGGGAAGUAAUAUUGAAUCAUCCCGGGAUUUUCUAUGUAUCGACGAAAGGAAGUACGCAGACAUUGUUUCUAAGAGAAGCUUAUAGCAAAGGCUGUUUGAUUGAGCCAAAUCCGAUAUACAAUGUGAGGAGGAAAAUGCUGGAUCUUGUGUUGUUGAAAGCGCGACAUACGAGAAAGUUGUUACAAACGGAAGAUGAAACUCAUGAAGAAGAGAAGAGUAGAGAUGUUUUGACUAGCUCUCCUGAUGAUUGGGAAGGAGAGAGAGAUGGAGAUUGGGUCUUACCAAUUCUAGGGAAAUGAGUUUUGUGCAAAAGUCUCAUCUUAAUGUAUGAAAGUGUAUUAGAUUGAUCUUGUUUGUGAAUUAGAUGAUCCUCUCUCUCAUGUCUCUGCAAAGUUUUGUUCUUGUGGCCAUAAGUGUAAUUAUGAUGAAAUUGUAGCAAACAAGAAACUAUUUGGUGGGUUUUGAUUAAAUAAUUUAAAAUUUC
Arabidopsis arenosa is the source of this 1299-nucleotide messenger RNA. Lineage: Eukaryota; Viridiplantae; Streptophyta; Magnoliopsida; Brassicales; Brassicaceae. The record is from the annotation of a GenBank genome assembly.